This is a messenger RNA of Limulus polyphemus (Atlantic horseshoe crab), 9390 nucleotides long. RefSeq names its product DNA topoisomerase 2-alpha-like. NCBI's taxonomy places the organism in Eukaryota, Metazoa, Arthropoda, Merostomata, Xiphosura, Limulidae. The transcript has 36 exons. Gene Ontology annotation, molecular function: DNA binding; DNA topoisomerase type II (double strand cut, ATP-hydrolyzing) activity; ATP binding. Gene Ontology annotation, biological process: DNA topological change; resolution of meiotic recombination intermediates; sister chromatid segregation. The record is from RefSeq and is a predicted model, not a curated record. The coding region runs from base 167 to 5053 and encodes 1628 amino acids. Gene Ontology annotation, cellular component: nucleus.
CUCUUGUUAUUUCAUUCUCAUUGUCCAAAAUGAAGAAUUGAAAAGUUGUAAAGAAUCGUUGAUAUUAUAUUAUCAAGAACUUUUUCUAAUUGUUUAGAAACUUCUAGCAUCAUUCUGAGGAAAAUUAAACGUACUGUAUUGUUUGUAGCCACAUUCAAGGGUUACCAUGGCUUAUAGUACUAAACCAGAAGAGAUGGUGUUCCAACCAAUUCAGUUGGAAGAAGAAAAUGGACUCGUGAAAGAUAAUAAAAAGACAAACAAACGGUUAUCAGUAGAAAGAAUAUACCAGAAGAAAACACAGUUGGAACACAUUUUGCUCCGCCCAGAUACAUAUGUAGGAUCUGUGGAACCUAUAACUCAGUCCAUGUGGGUGUAUGAUGAUGAAGUAUCAGGGAUGGUGAAUAAAGAAAUCACAUUUGUGCCAGGCUUAUAUAAGAUUUUUGAUGAAAUCUUGGUGAAUGCUGCUGACAAUAAACAGAGAGACAAAAACAUGGACUGCAUUAAAAUUGAUAUAGAUCCGCAGGCUAACAAGAUUAGCAUCUGGAAUAAUGGAAAAGGAAUACCUGUUGUUGAACACAAAGUGGAAAAGAUGUUUGUUCCAUCCCUCAUUUUUGGUCAUCUUCUGACAUCUUCAAACUACAAUGAUGAGGAAAAGAAAGUCACGGGUGGUCGAAAUGGAUAUGGUGCAAAGCUGUGUAACAUUUUCAGUAAGAAGUUUGUUGUAGAAACUUCAAGUAAGGAGUACGGAAAAUCUUUCAAGCAGACAUGGACAGACAACAUGAUGAAAACUACUGAUGCUAAAAUAACACCUUUUCAUGGAGAAGAUUUUACUCGAAUAACUUUUUAUCCAGACCUGGCUAAGUUUAAAAUGGAAAUGUUGGACAAUGACACUGUUGCAUUUUUAUCUAGACGGGCUUACGAUAUUGCUGGCAGUACAAGAGGAGUCAAAGUACAUUUGAAUGGAAAAAGAUUACCAGUAAAAAGUUUUAAAGAUUAUGCAGAACAGUAUGUCAAAGGUAAAGAAGACGAACAAGGUAAUCCAUUGAAAAUAGUUUAUGAAAAUGUGAACGAACGUUGGGAAGUAGCCAUUACACUCAGUGACAGGGGUUUUCAACAUGUCAGCUUUGCUAAUAGUAUUGCUACUACCAAGGGUGGAAGACAUGUUGAUUAUGUUGCUGAUCAGAUUGUGAACAAGCUGGUGGAAGUAGUGAAGAAGAAAAACAAAGGUGGUGUACAGGUUAAACCUUUUCAGAUCAAGAACCACAUGUGGAUUUUUGUCAAUUGUCUCAUUGAAAAUCCAACUUUUGACUCUCAAACAAAAGAGAACAUGACAUUGCAAGUUAAGAGUUUUGGCUCAAAGUGUCAGCCAAGUGAAAAGUUUUUGAAUCAGGUCAUGAAGUGUGGUAUUGUGGAAUCAAUUAUGACAUGGGUUCGAUUUAAAGCUCAGACACAGCUAAACACAAAAUGUAGUGCUAAAAAGCAUUCCAAACUAAAAGGGAUCCCCAAGCUAGAAGAUGCCAAUGAUGCAGGUACCAAAAAUUCCAUUGACUGUACGCUCAUCCUUACUGAAGGAGAUUCGGCCAAAUCUUUGGCCGUGUCCGGUCUAAGUGUGAUUGGUCGAGAUAAGUAUGGAGUUUUUCCACUGAGAGGCAAAAUGCUGAAUGUUAGAGAAGCAACACAUAAGCAGAUUCUGGAAAAUGCUGAGAUUAACAACAUUAUUAAAAUCAUGGGUCUUCAGUACAAAAAGAAGUAUGAAAGCAUAGAGGAUUUACGUACCUUACGAUAUGGUCGACUCAUGAUCAUGACCGACCAAGAUCAAGAUGGAUCACAUAUAAAAGGGUUGCUUAUAAACUUCAUUCAUCAUAAUUGGCCGAGUUUACUUCACCUACCUUUUCUUGAACAGUUUAUAACUCCAAUAGUCAAGGCUGUAAAGGGAAAGGAAGAAAAAAGUUUCUACAGUUUGCCAGAAUUUGAAGAAUGGAAAACUCAAAUUUCCAAUUGGAACACUUGGAAGAUCAAGUACUACAAAGGUCUUGGUACCAGCACAGCAAAGGAAGCCAGAGAAUAUUUUGCUGACAUGGCACGGCAUCGAAUCAAGUUUAAGUAUGAAGGUUCUGAUGAUGAUAGUGCUAUCCAGCUGGCUUUCAGUAAGAAGAUGGUUGAACAGAGAAAGGAAUGGCUUACCAAUGGAAUGGAAGAAAGGAAACACCGUCGGGAGUUGGGGCUGCCUGAGUUGUAUGUUUAUGGAAAAGCUACAAGCCACUUAACGUUCAAUGACUUCAUCAACAAAGAGCUUAUUUUGUUUAGUAACAUGGACAAUGAACGAUCUAUUCCUUCCCUUGUUGAUGGUUUGAAACCAGGACAGAGGAAGGUGAUUUUCACUUGCUUCAAAAGGAAUGAUAAACGUGAAAUUAAAGUUGCUCAAUUCGCAGGAUCUGUGGCAGAGCUUUCUGCUUAUCAUCAUGGAGAGAACUCUCUAAUGGCAACCAUUAUCAACUUGGCACAAAACUUUGUUGGUAGCAACAACAUCAACUUGUUGCAACCCAUUGGACAGUUUGGCACUCGACUGCAGGGUGGAAAGGAUUCUGCCAGCCCUCGAUACAUUUUUACGAUGCUCAGUCCUUUGGCAAAGCACAUUUUUUCUUCUCUUGAUGAGCCUCUUUUGAAUCAUCUCUAUGAAGACAACCAGAAGAUUGAACCUGAGUUUUAUGUUCCCAUAAUCCCUAUGAUCUUGGUGAAUGGAGCAGAAGGUAUUGGAACAGGAUGGAGCACUAAGAUCCCAAACUAUAAUCCCAGAGAAAUAGUAGAGAAUCUCCGUAGAAUGAUUGUUGGAGAGGAACCAAAACUCAUGAAACCAUGGUUCAAAAAUUUCCGUGGCUCAAUAGAACAGUUAGACAGCCAGCGUUUUGUAAUAAGUGGUGAGGUAGCUAUCUUGGGAACAAACAAGUUGGAGAUAACAGAGUUACCAGUUCGUACGUGGACUCAGUCUUACAAAGAACAAGUUCUGGAGCCAAUGGUUCACGGUACAGAGAAGACAAAGCCCAUAAUAAUAGAUUACAAGGAGUAUCACACUGACACCACUGUAAAGUUUCUGAUAACGAUAAAUGAGGACAAACUUGCUGAACUUGAACACCAAGGUCUACACAAAGUCUUUAAGCUUCAGUCCACUGUAAAUACAACAUCAAUGGUACUGUUUGAUCAUACCGGUGUUCUUAGGAAAUACGAAUCUCCUCAAGAGAUUCUGACAGAGUUUUUUACUGUUCGACUUGAGUAUUAUGCAAAACGAAAGGCAUACCUUGAGGGUAUGUUUGGUGCAGAAACAAAUAAGCUUGAAAAUCAAGCUCGGUUCAUCCUGGAGAAGAUUGAAGGAAAAGUUGUUGUAGAAAACAAGAAAAAGGUAGACUUGAUACGCACACUUGUGGAGCGUGGAUAUGACUCUGAUCCUGUAAAAGCAUGGAAGAAAGCUGCUUUGAAACAACAGUUAGAGAAGGAGGGGACAAUGAUGGAUGAAUCUGAGAGCAGUGAUGAUGAAGAAGGAGAAGCUGCAGGUCCAGAUUUUGAUUAUCUUCUUGGUAUGAACAUGUGGAGUCUCACAAAAGAAAAAAAAGAUGAAUUGUUGAAAAAGAGGGAUGAAAAGAGGAAAGAGUUAGAAGAUCUCAAACAAAAGUCUCCUGCAGACUUGUGGCAAAGUGAUCUUCAGAGCUUCAUGGAGGAACUAGAUAAAGUGGAGAAGAAAGAAAAAGAAGAUGAAGAAGCUGGAAUUUCAGGCAAUGUGAUGAAAGCAGCCCAUAAACAAGGUGGUGGAAAGUCCCGUCCAAAGAAGAUGGCAUUAGAAGAGACAAAACCAUCUCCAAUGAGCCAGCGAAUAAUUCCUCAUAUUGAUCCAGAACUUCGCAAAAAAGUCGAGAAACCGGCUGGAGGAGCUGGAGAAGUAAAAAAAAGAGGGAGAAUGAAGAAAGAAGCUGAUGGAGAAUUUAAUAAAGAAGAAGAUGAUGAGCCAAUGCCUCUUGCUGAAAGAAUUGGCAAUUCUCCUGAGAAAUAUGAACAAGCAAAGGCAAAGAAAACAUUAAAGCAGCAAAUUAAACCUAGCCCAAAGAAGUCACUCUCAUCUAAAAAGAAAGGACCAAAAAGAAACCCAUGGUCAGCUUCAGAAUCUGAACCUAGCUCAUCUGAAGAAUCAGAUGUAGAAGCUAGUGACUAUAUACCACCAGAGAAGAGAACCACUGCUCCAAGACGAGCUGCAGCUUCAAAGGCAAAAUAUAACUUUGACAGUGAAGAAGAAGAGGAGGAGCACGAGAAUUUUAAGCCAAAUUAUGGAGCUUUUGAAGAUGAUAUUGACCGUAUUCGCUUAGAUCUAGAUGGAAUCAGCGAGGAAGAUGAACCUCCCAGUAGAACAAAGACCAAAACAAUAAAAAAGUCUCAGCCAGAACCUCACAGAGAGGAAAAAACAAAUGAAAAUCAAAAUGGAAGAUCAACACCUGAAAUGAUUAUAUCAGACAGUGAAGACAGUUUUGAUGCCCCACCAUCCAGGACCACCAAAAAAACAGAUGAUACUGUUGGUGGAGAUAAAGAUGGGCUCUUUGAUUCUUUAUUGGGAGGAUCUUCUCCAGAUAAAAAACCUGAUGAGUCUAUGUCUUCACUCAACAUUGAACCAUCAACAGUUCCCUCUGCAAAAUCUGUUGAUAGUGGUUCCAGCACAGAUGAUGAUGAAAGAGCCAAUAAACAACGGGAAAGCAAAGUAGUGAAACAGAAGGAGGAUAGAUCUGAUGGCUCAGACAAUGAAUUUAUUCCUGAGGUUAAGAAAUCACGUGCUAUACCUAAAAAACCAACUACUGGUGGAGGAGAAAAGAGAAAGAAAAAGGAAGCUACAGCAAAACCAGCAAAGCGUCCUAAAAAAGACCCAAAGAAAAAGGCUAAAUCAGACAGUGAUGAUAAUGAUGAUGAGUCUGAGGUAAAAUGCAGCAGUGCCCCUGCACCCCGAUCUCGCUCGGCCCGCUCCUGUGCACCGAUUAAGUAUAACUUUGGUGAUGAAUCUAGUGAUGAAGGUUUUUGAACAGUAGUAUAACCAGCUCAACCCUGUUUCUGACUAUCAUGAAUGAAGGGCAGGGAGACUAAUUUCAGACUGAAAGUGGUAAAUUGUAUCAGAAAAUAGUGUUAAAACUCUCCAGCUGAUACUGUUGUCAAAAUAGAAAGAAAUUGUUUUCUGCCCUGACAUGUUUUAUCAAAUGUUACUUUUACCAGAAUGGAUGACAGUCCAUUGUGGAAAUCUCCAGUAGGUUUCUUUGUGUGUUCCAUAUUCAUCAUUUGAUAAUUGAAGUUCUUUCAGAUACUGUGGGUGGUCUUAAUGCUUGUCUUUGUUUUUGAAUUUGUUGUACUAAACUACAGUAUGUCAGCAAUAGAAUAUGGGUGUCUUCAAGAUCUCCUCUUUUAUUCUUUUUUUUUUUUCAUGCUUUUUUUUAAUAAUGGAUAAAUUAUAUUAUUCAUCAUUCCACACCAAACUACAGUUUUAACCAAAUUAACUGUAAAACAAAUAUUGUAGGGCUUUGGCUUGAAAUGUGUUUGUGUAAAAUAGAGAAAAAAUAAAAAAUCCCCACUUUGAUCAUACUUGGUACAGAUCAUUAUUGUAAUAAUUUGUAUCCCCCCCACCCACACACUAUAGUUUAGACAAGGCUUUUCCUCUUGUACGUGGUCCGUCCCCACAUUUCUAUAAAAUAAUGUAUUGUACCAAGUUUGUGACAUUUUUUAACCCUUGUUGGCUUUUCUAGGACUUUACCAUAGUACUAUCCCCUUUGUAAACAGUGAAAAUUGUGAGUGAAAUGUGACUGCAAUGUAUUUAUUCCAGUCAGUAUGUAAGUGUGGUCUGGUAUUUAUAGUUUGGUUCAUUUUCUAUUCAUUGUAGUAGAACUUAGUUCAAAAAUUAACAUUACAGAAAGACCUAAUAGAAAAUCAUCAUUGUUAAAAUAAGUUCACAUUUAAGAUUUGUAUUACAUCACAUUGAAAUCUGCAUACCAUAUUAUGGUAUUUUUGUGGAGGUUGUUGUCAGAGUUUUCAUACUGUUACAGAUAAAUAUGUGAAAACAUCUUUGUUUCUAAAUGUACUUGUACUCACCAUAUACUUGACAAACAAAGUAUUUUAAAAUAGUAGAGUAAUGGCUUAGUUUAAUGUGCAUACUUUAAAGAUAACAGUGUGUAACUAUACUGGUUAGUUACUGAAACAGCUUCUUAUGAACUGCUGAGUAAGUAGGAAAUUUUCAGUUGCAAUAUGAUAAAAAUGUUAGCUUUCAUAAAAUAUUAUUUCAUAUUGGUAUAAAAUGCUUAAUGCUGAUGAAGCAUUGAGACUUUUUAGGCUUAAGAGUAUAACACACUUGACUUUUGAGAAGACUUGAAUACUUUGUUUUUAAUAUAUCAUUUUCACUACCCAAUUUCAGUGAAACUGAUUCCAAAAACCUUUGAAUCUCUAUUGUAGAGAUUAAACGAAAAAAUUAUUGUAACUUUUAUAUCACUUAUAUCAAACAGCUUUCACUGAAAAUUAAAAGAAAUGAGAAGUGAUGAGGGAAGCUAUAGAAAUUAUUUAUUUUUAAAAAAUAGUUCCUUAUGGAUAGUCAGUAAUCUUUUAUUACUGUCUUAAUUGUUCUUAUUUUAAACCUUGUCGGUAUCCUUCUUUUUGAACAAUAAAGAUAACUGUACAGGAAUAGAGCUUAGACAUGUACAAUACAAUUAAAAGUGUCUUUUGCUGACCUUUUAUAAACUAAGUUACAUGAAAGUGGAUAUAGCUAGGCUGGAGUAAAGAACAUGCAUGAGAAAGAAAAGUCUUGAUUUCAUUUAGUCAUACAUAAAAACAAAUACAUGACUGCUUUUCAUACUUGAAUGGUACUUUUCAAAAGAUUAUAUUAACAAAUUUCCUGUAGUGGUAAAAUGUUGUAUCUCUUCUCCACUGAGUAGUAUUAUAAAGUACAAGAGAAGGAUAGAAUCAGGUAUAUAUAUGAACGAAUGUUUACCAGACCUAAAGGUCCAUUCAAUGACAGCUGAGACUAAUGGGUAAUAUUUAUGUUUUCAGUUUUGAAAGACAAUGAUGCUUCUUGUUUUUUUGGUCUCAGGUAGUAAGUGUUCUUAAGUAAAUGAAGCUAAAUCAUGAUUGAUGUAUGUGAAAAUGUGUCCAUAGGACUUAGAAACCCUUGUGCUAUUUAAAACAGGCUAUUAUCAUAAUGUAAUGGGCUAACACUGGAAUCUUGUAACUUCUCAAUAUGAAUGUUCUUCUGUCUUCCAGACUAUCCUUUAAAAAGAAAUGCCAAAUAAGGAAGAAGGUAAAUUUUGUUUUUCAGUUGCUAUAGCAAGAGGAAACAUUUAUCCAAGUUCUAUUCUGAUGAUGUAAGCAUUAGACCUUCAGUAAACGAAGAUUGCUCUGGAGUGUCACCAAUCAGUGUAUUAUUCUUUGAAUAAGUAAAAUGAAACAAUGCUAUAGAAAAUUGUUCUAAAAAUUUAUAAAAAUACUGAACUUCUGAAUUAAAAUAUUUUGAGUGAUGAAGCUGUUGAAGCAUAGCUCUCUCUCUCUCUGGGGACAAGUACAAAGUCUUAUUACAUCAGAAGCUACUCAGAUGUAAAGAGUAUACAGAAAAUUAGCUUUCUUAAUAUGAGUAUUUUUCAGAUAUUGUGCAAACGAUUUCAGUGCUCAUGUAACCCUUUGUGCCAAGUGAACAAGAAAGUUUCUGUUGUUUGUAUAACUUAUAACCUUUAUUCCCUGUCAGAUUUUUUUUCAGUUUUAGAAUAUAUCUGAGAUUCACUUGCCCAAACUCUGUUUUCACUAUGACUUAGUGAUUUUUAUUGUGGCAUAUAAUUAUCAAGUGGAUUUUCUGUUGUUUUUGCCACAUCAGAUUAUAGAAUUAUAAAUAAUAAAUAUAGUAAAGUAUAAACUGUGUAGAGAAUAGCAUGAUGAAUUAUUUUUUGUCAUUGUUUGCCACGUAAGUCGAUAGAAUUAUAAACAAUAAAUAUAGUAAAGUAUAAACUGUGUAGAGCGUAGCAUGAUGAAUUAUUUUUGUCAUUGUUUGCCACAUAAGUCGAUAGAAUUAUAAACAAUAAAUAUAGUAAAGUAUAAACUGUGUAGAGCGUAGCAUGAUGAAUUAUUUUUGUCAUUGUUUGCCACAUAAGUCGAUAGAAUUAUAAAGAAUAAUGUUUAAACCAUGAAACAACAUAGCAUGAAUUUUUUUGUCAUCAUUUGACUCAUGAAAGUAUAAAAUUUUGAGAAGUAAACUUUAAACUCUGCACAUAUGUUUGUAUUUCUACUUACCGAAAUGUUGGGGAAAAAAGUACAGUUGUCUCUUAAAUACAAAUUUAAAUAUACUUGCAAAAAAUAAGCUGCAUUACACUAGUAUAAUUUCUGUGACUAAAUUGGUAGUUAUUAUUUAAAAGUAGAAUAUUUGAUAAUGUGUGAAGUUUAUCACAGAAUCCAUUAUAUAUUUACAGUUUUUGAUCUAUAUACAUAUGUAAGAUAUGUAGCUAUAGUACCAUCAUUUAUACACCUAACAGGUUUGGCUGUAAUUUUGACUCAUUAACAGCUGUGUUUUAAUUACUAUUCAUAUUUUUAAUCAUGCUGGACUUUAUUAUUGGUGUACUUUUUUUUUAAAAGGUUAACAAUGUUUCCUUUUAAUCUAUCAUAGAAUUUCCAUAUUGUGUAUUUAUGGUUUGUUAGUUAUUUACAUCAGCUGUGGAAACUGUUAAUAUACAGACCUCAAAAUAUCCAUACUUUUCAACAAGCUUUAUCUCUACCUGGUUCUUAAACAUUUGAUAAAAGAACAUCUCAUCCAAACUGAAACAUAACUUGUUUUUCGUUUUAAGAUUUAGAGUAGUGGCUCUUAAUUCAUCAUUCUUUCUUGAGUUUGGUUUACAGAAAUGUUUGAAAUGUGCAACUAUUACAGUUAAUGUUAUCAAAAAGAAAGGUGUGUGAUAAACCAGCAUAACAUAGUUUCAAAGUUCAUCUUUCAAUGUAUGGCCCUGAUAUUUUGUAGUUGCUGUAAUAUUGCUGAUAUUGAGACUUGCUAGUAGCUGUAGUAGUAUGUCCACGUGUAUAAUAUUAUUACAUUUUUACUGGUUGUCACUCAUUUUAAUUGAUGUGAGUUAUUUUUCCUUUAUAUACACUGUUACACUACCAUUAUGUAUGUGGUGGGUAUUGUGAAACUGAUGUACAACAACAUUGGUUUGGUAGUAUGGUAUAAUAAAAUCUUACACUUUUGUAUAUGCUGAACGGGUUUACAUGAACCAAUAUUUAUUUUAUUUUCACCCUGUUGUUUACAAAACCAGUUUUUAUUACAAGGGAUGAUUUUUUGCUCUGCUUUUACUUGCCAAGAACAGUGAACCACAUAGGUAACAGCAAUAAAUGUGGUUUUUGUGAUGUUCA